This is a messenger RNA of Trichobilharzia regenti, 3015 nucleotides long. The record is from the annotation of a GenBank genome assembly. Lineage: Eukaryota; Metazoa; Platyhelminthes; Trematoda; Strigeidida; Schistosomatidae.
AUUACCUUUAGGUCACCGGCAUUUUGAUUCAAAAUGUCGUCGGACGCCCAAAACUAUUCUGGGGAUGAGGGAGAAGAGUACAACAGUCCUUAUAGAAAAAAUCCUCCUCGGGUUCGGAAGAAAAGUCGGUAUUACGAUGACGACUACUACGAACCUCCAACUAGUUACAAACCUCGUGUACUUCAUUCUCCAAGGCCUCAAGUACAAGCAGAGGAGAUGCCACAAAAAGUUAGGAAGCCUGUAAAAAUGCAUAAAUCUAUGAUUGGCCAUAUGCCAUGGCGAUCCCAGAUGCAUCACCCAGAAAGACGACUAGCGCAAGCAAAUGCUGUUCGCUUACGUAAUGUCCUUAAGCUCCCAAAAGCCCACAAAUGGGUAUUUUAUGAAUGGUUCUACUCAAAUUUGGACAGACCUUUGUUACUAGGUGAGAAUGAUUUCCGUAUCUGCCUCCGUGAAAGUUUCCCAAACGUUAAAACUCGACGAUUAUCCCGUGCACAUUGGUCAUUGUUACGCCGUUUGAUGGGGAAGCCACGACGUUGUUCUACUGCAUUUUUCGACGAAGAGCGUCGUUCGCUAAACGAAAAGCGAGAGAAAAUACGUACUCUGCAAACCACGCGUUCUGUCCAGCUGGAGUUCUUAAGAGAUUUACCAGAUGAUAUGCAUGUCCCUAUGCCUUUAAUAAUUGGGACUAAAAUAACAGCCAGGGUUCGUUAUCCAACAGAUGGUUUAUACACUGGAAAAGUAGACGCUAUUGACGCAUUACGACAUUGCUAUCGUGUAACUUUUGACAAACCUGCUCUUGGUACUCGUUCCAUACCUGAUUAUGAAGUGUUAAGUAUAUUACCACAAGAAACUAUCCCUCUAUCGGCGUAUAAAACUCAACAUAAAGCUAGUCGUAAUCUUUUUAUGAGUCCUGCUCGACUACUAGCACAGUCAGCUUUACAGGGUAAACGUCAUCACUUGCAUCAUCAUAAAUUUGGACAUGGUGCAGGUCAAGGUGGUCUUGGUAUUGGUGGAUCUGGUGAUUUAACUGUUCACGAUUGUCCGUUAUGUCAGUCAGAAGCGGCAGCGGCUGCAGCCGGUGGUAGUGGUGGUGCAGCAGCCGGUAGUAAUACAGCCAUGAGAGCAGGCUUUAUGUCAGGUGCUAGUAGUCUUCUGUCUACUCCACUGAAACUACCAGCAAUUAGUAGUGGUGAUGUCGCUGCGACAAUGGGUAGUGCUGCUUUAUCCCUGAAUAACAGUGAACCAUCCGGUGGUCGAUUAUUACUCAAUGAAGCUGAUAUUUAUGGCGGUUAUCCAAUGAAAUUUCUAGUCAUGGUGACGAAAUUAUCUAAAAUAUUAGAAGUUAAAAAGCGUUGUGUUGAUGAAUUACAAGACUUAAAUGAUGAAGCAGAACGUAAGAUUUCAAAUAAAGCUGAACUCUCGUUAGAAUUUCAACACAACUAUCUUACACUAGUUAUGCAUUUAGAACGGUUAAAUAAGGAAUUGAAUCAAUAUUUGGCGCAUGUCUUACAAUACGCUAAUGAGAUUGCUCAAGAACACGGUGUAACACCACUGGAACAAACCUCUGAUUUUAAACAACGAUGUGAGGAGGAUGCCUAUGAAAUGCUUUCACGAAUAAGGACUAUGCGGUCUCGAAAAUUCCGUGAUGUAAACUUAAUUGAUCUAGCUACAAAACUUAUCGGUAUGCUUGUACAAAUUCGUACGCUAACUGAACAUGAAGAGUCGACUAAUGAUUGUUCUAGCAUACAACAAUCUUUACGGGAACUUAAAUCAAGUCUGCAUUGCAGUAAUAUUCAAGUAUUUGAAGACAGAGUAGAAGUUGCUAUUCGUUAUGUAAUGGGCGGUAUGUGUUCAUUGAGUAACUUGAAUUCAUUUCUCUACAAACAUCCCCGUCAUUUACAAUACUUGUAAAUGAGAAUACUAUUACUACUAAUAGUAAUAUAUUUUGCUCUUUUGUACUAUUAAUCAUAAUACUCAUGAUAAAUGAUAAUACUGCUGAUCACAGGAUAUAAUAUAUGAUGUAUACGAUGAAAAAAAAUUGAUGGAUGUGAUGAAUAAUGUUUACACUAUUAUUAUUGACCUUGUAUAGUUGUGUUUGCGUGUAACUAUGCCUUUUUUUCCAACCCCUUGGUGUUGUUAUGCAAUGCAUUCUAUUGUAUUGUAUAUGGGUGAAGUAACUUGUUGUUCUUUUCUUUCUUCAUUUUGGUCAACUUGUAAUUGUUGUGCUUUUCUCGCUGUAUCUCUCUCUCGCCGUCUUUUUUCUUCUGCCUUUGUUCCUGCGCGCCUCAUCGUACUGAUCCCUCUGUCUCUCUCUGUGUGUCAUGGGAGACAGGCGAUUUAUGCAUAUUUGAUCUGAUUUAAUCACUAUUAUUAUUAUUACUGUACACAAAAGUAUCUGACAAUGCACACCCGUAUCUUCAGUAAUUAUUUAAUUAAUUAAUUAAUCAGUCAGUUGGUCAUGUGUAAUUAAGAUUUACAAUUAAUUAUCAUCUAUUUUGAAUAAUGGGAUGGAAGUAUCUUCCUUCCUUUCUUUCUUUCUGUGAUAUAAGAUUUGGAUUUCUCUUAUUUCCCUAGACGAGUUAAGCUUAUUUUAUUAUUACCACUAACUGAAAUGCAUUCUGAAAGAGAAGUAUUUCUUGACUAGAUGUGACUAGAUGACUUUAUACACAUUGAAGCUGUCCAUUAAACCCUGGUGUUUGGUAGUUUCUGUAGUUGACUAUCGACCAAAGGGCGGGUGUACUGCUCAUCAGUCCGCUCCGUCCUCCUUUAUGGUUGUGAGACCUGGCCACUGAGAGUGGAAGACAUGAAAAGACUAGCUGUCUUUGAUCAUAGGUGCCUGCACUCUAUUUCCCGUGUAAAGUGGCAUAAUAAGGUGAGCAACAUUGAAGUUAGGCGUAGAGUUCUAGGUAAACAGAUGAAAUCAAUCGACGAAGUUGUGAAGUUACAAAGACUGAGAUGGUUAGGACAUGUGUUACGUAUGCCAAGUCAUCGCCUCCCUUGACGAGCAAUGUUAGC